GCUCGCCGUUGUUUCUCCAGACGACUUUCACAGCAACCAUGGCGUCCAGACUGGCAAGGAGUGCGGCUGGAGCCGCCAAACUCCGCCCAACCCUUUCCAUCCGAACUCUCCCAUCCCUCUGCACACCCUUGACUUCUGUCCGACACGCAUCGAACGUUCCUGCCGAAGACCCCAAGAAGAAAGCGCAAUCCAUCGUUGACGCCCUGCCUGGUAACUCUCUGGCCAGCAAGACCGCCAUUCUCUCAGCAGGUGCAGGUAUUUCCAUCUGGGCCAUCAGCAACGAGUUGUACGUUGUCAAUGAAGAAUCCGUUGUCGCCUUCUGCUUGUUGUCCGUCUUUUACGGUAUCUUCAAGUACGGCGGACCCGGCUACACGGAGUGGGCGAACAGCCAAGUUGGAAAGAUCAAGGAAUUGCUCAACGAGGCGCGGACGAACCAUGCUGCAAGUGUCAAGGAGAGAAUCGAGGAUGUCAAGCCUUUGAGCAAUGUGGUCGACAUCACAAAGCAGCUUUUCGCUGUUUCCAAGGAAACCGCUCAACUCGAAGCUAAAGCUUUCGAACUCGAACAACGAACCGCCUUGGCUGCCGAAGCGAAGAAUGUGCUCGACUCAUGGGUCCGAUACGAGGGACAAGUUAAGCAGCGCCAGCAGAAGGAAUUGGCCGACAGCAUUAUCGCUAAAGUUACUAAGGAGCUCGAGAACCCCAAGGUUCUGCAGCAGAUUUUGAGCCAGAGUGUGGCCGAUGUGGAGAGGAUUGUUGCUAGCAAGUCUCAAUAGAUACGACAAUUUUAAAAUCGACUUUAGCAGGGAGAGUCACUGCGGAAGCGGAUCAGAUGCUAGAGAGGUUGGGGGAUGGUAGCCUCAUUGGCUUGAUGCAUUGUUGUGUACAUAAAAUAGCUCUAAAGCUUUCGAUUUGAGCACUUUUACCAUUAUUGACUGUUCUGUAGCCUCUGGAAAGUCGAGUGCUGCCGCCGGGCAAUCAAACAUGAGCAUGGUGCUGUUUUCCCAUUCA
Molecule: messenger RNA, 1008 nt
Organism: Exophiala xenobiotica
Lineage: Eukaryota; Fungi; Ascomycota; Eurotiomycetes; Chaetothyriales; Herpotrichiellaceae
Product: ATP synthase subunit 4, mitochondrial
Exons: 3
Coding region: 39-773 (244 amino acids)
Biological process (GO): proton motive force-driven ATP synthesis
Molecular function (GO): proton transmembrane transporter activity
Source: RefSeq, a predicted model, not a curated record